Messenger RNA from Nicotiana attenuata, 1401 nucleotides. Its product is annotated as heavy metal-associated isoprenylated plant protein 3-like. NCBI's taxonomy places the organism in Eukaryota, Viridiplantae, Streptophyta, Magnoliopsida, Solanales, Solanaceae. The record is from RefSeq and is a predicted model, not a curated record. Gene Ontology annotation, molecular function: metal ion binding. The transcript is spliced from 5 exons. Bases 96 to 1097 code for a protein of 333 amino acids.
UCCACUCUUUCCCCUCCCAUUAUAAAUUAACUCCGCCUUUCAGUUUCCAUUCUGUUUCCAUAUUUCAUUCUCUAGAGAGUUCCAAAGAUAUCAUAAUGGGCGAGAAGAAGAGCAAGAAGAAUGAAGGAGGAGAGAAGAAGAAGAGCGGAGAACUUCAGAAGAAUGAAGGAGGAGGAGGAGGGAAGAACGAUGGGAACUUAACUGUGGUUCUGAAAUCAGAUUUUCAUUGUGAUGGCUGUGUCUCCAAAGUUGUCAAAGCAAUUCGAAGUUUCGAAGGUGUGGAGAAGGUUCAGUGCGAUGCUGAUUCGAACAAGUUAACGGUAAUCGGAAAAGUUGAUCCGGUGAUGCUGAGAGAAAAAGUGGAGCAGAAAACACACAAGCAUGUUGAACUGGUUUCGCCGGUACCAAAGAAAGACGGCAAGGGAAAAGAUGGCGGCGGCGGCGGCGCAGCCGAAGAAAAGAAGAAGCAGAACAAGGAAAACAAGGAUCCAAAGGAAAACAAAGGAGGAGGAGAAGACAACAAGAAAAGCAAAGAGAAAGAGCCUCCGAUUACCACGGCUGUGCUGAAGGUGCAUCUCCAUUGUCAAGGAUGUAUUCAGAAGAUCUACAAAAUUGUCACUAAAUUCAAAGGGUACAAGGAGAUGAAAAUAGACAAACAGAAGGAUUUGGUGACUGUGACAGGAUCAAUGGACGUGAAGGAUUUGGCCGAGACGCUGAAGAAGCACCUGAAAAAGGAAGUUGAAAUUGUUCCGGCGAAGAAGGAAGGCGGAGAGAAGAAAGAGAAAGGCGGUGACAAUGGUGGUGGUGGUGGUGAAAAAGGAAAAGGCGCAGGCAAAGGAAAGAGAGGCGGUGGCGAAGGGAAGGGGAAGGGUGAGGAAGGAGGCGGCAUUGGUGGCGGAGAGAUGAUAAUAGGUAAUGUAGGUAAUGGGAUGCAAAUAAUGCAGCAAAUGCAGCAACCGGUCCAAUUUGCGUAUCCAUACCCGUAUAUGUACGGGCCGGUUUAUCCAGCUGACCAGUUUCAAAAUCCAUACCCUGUAUCAGUUCAUGCCCCACAACUCUUUAGUGAUGAGAAUCCAAAUGCUUGUAGUGUUAUGUGAUGAAAAUGGAAAGUAAUCAAAACUCUUUUUGGCUAGAAGGUAUGAUAGUAUUAGAGAAAUCAAAGCUGAAACCUGUAGAUAAAGUGAGAGGGCUGGUGAUAAUUAUAUGUAUGUAAUUAGGGUUCUAAAAUGGGCAAGUUUUAACUUAAAAGAUUGUGUUAUGGUAGUUUGCUGUUCGGAUGGUCGUCUUCCACUGAUAGUCAGCUUAGUUCUGAACAGUAGAAUUUCUUUUGUUUCGAGUUUUGUAUGUUAAUUUAGUGAAUGAUUAUGAGGGUAAGUUGAAGCCAUUUAUCUUGCAUUUGAA